This is a messenger RNA of Papilio xuthus (Asian swallowtail), 3063 nucleotides long. RefSeq lists its product as uncharacterized. The record is from RefSeq and is a predicted model, not a curated record. The transcript is spliced from 10 exons. Gene Ontology annotation, biological process: regulation of translational initiation. Bases 1248 to 2657 code for a protein of 469 amino acids. Gene Ontology annotation, molecular function: RNA binding; protein binding; translation activator activity. Lineage: Eukaryota; Metazoa; Arthropoda; Insecta; Lepidoptera; Papilionidae. Gene Ontology annotation, cellular component: cytosol.
GCUCCUCGUUCCUCACCACACUGUUUUACACAACCAAUUUACAAACGUUAGAACAAAAAUUCGACAAUAAUAGUGUACUUUACAGGCAUUACUCAUGCCUAGCCGCUAUAUAAAAAUAAAAAAAACACAAGAAAGUGCAGUGAAACAGGAAAUUUAAAUUUUGAAGUUUGUGUGUUUCAAUACAGGAUCAGAAACAGUGCUAUUCCCAUUAAUAUACAAUCGAGCGUUGGUUUAUAUGUGCCAAUAUUUCUGCUGAAGACACGGUGCUCCGAGUGUGUCUGCGCUGCGGACGAGCGGGGCGCGUGUGCGCGCGCGCAGCGUCAGUCGGCACACCGCCCGGGCGGGCGCCACACGACCGGACUCUGCGCUAGCGAAAGGCGACGCGAUCAAUAUAAUUUCAGUGAAAUAUACCGCGGAUACGCCAACGAACGUAUUGGAAUCGCCAGCGCACGAUCUGUGAAACAAAUACGAGCAAAGUGAACGAGUACCGAGUGCAGACCACGACGACGGCCGGCGCACAACGAGCGAGCGAUUAGAGUUCCGAGAACUCUCCGAAAACGAAUCGAGUCUGGCGCCGAAGAAGCUUUGCUUCUUUGCCCCUCGAAAUAUUGUUAAUAAUCGCUCUGUGACUGUCAGGCAACAACCAAACCUGCACCGCUCUUUAUAAGUCGUAUUAAGAAAAACGAAAAAAAAAACUCGAAAAAGUCGUCCAGAAAUCCCUCUAUCAGUGGCCACGACAGAUGGGGUUUCUUUGUUUUAAGAUUUAUAUAUGCAUAUAUAAAUUGGAGUAUUGAUCUCUAAUUUAACGUCACAAUCAUUUUAAUUGUGAUUAACUUUUUUAUUUUAAUAUAAUAGCUUCUAUAUAGCGCACGCUUUAGAACGUGAAUGUUGCCCGCUUUAAACACUUUAACAUUUUACACCUAUAUUGUAAAUAUAAAUGAAAGUAUUUAAAAAAAAAACAUAUUAAUAUUAUUUAAACGUAACUGUUAUACUAGUCAUUCAUCUAGUGUGUAUUUAUUUUAUUAAAUAAUCAUAUAAUUUAUAGAAUAAAUAAAAUUAUUUUAAAAGAGCUUCGUAGAAAAGUAUCAUUGUAAAUUACUAAAAAUUAACUGAACGCGUAUCAACCAAAGAAAAAGUGAAAGCGUUAAAGAACGCAUCGCGCGUACGUCAUCUGUCAAAAAAGGCGCGAAGUUAUAAAGGCGGAAACUGUCGACGAUUUAAAAAGUUAGACGAUAGAGUCGGUGAAAAUGCAAGCCCAAAUGGGAGAGCUGCAGCGCAGUUACAGGAUGCAGGACUUUACGUCGCCCGGCGUCAUCAUGCGGGAGCGCAGUUUCAUACGCCCCCAGUCCCAUCACAAUAUGCAUCACAACCAGUUUCCGAACAAUGGGAAACGGCGCAGCAUGAUCCUGACCAAUGCAAAGGGGAAGCCUACUCUUGAAAUCUACAGACCCCCCGGCGUCCGCACAGACGGCGUGGCUGCGACUGUAGCUGGUACGACGGCGGGUACAACGCCUGGCACCACGGCCGGUACGACCAGCUCUGGUACGACAGGCACUACUACCACGCCCACCAACAAGCUGAAUGUCCACGCUAAGGAGUUCACUAUGGCCAAGCCUGUUGACCUGCAUAAUAGGUCAGCGAUGAGUGUGGGCUACGCGGGUGUGGGCGUGGGGCUGCAGCAUUCGCGGUCAGCGGUGUUGCAUGCACAAGUACCGCCGCACUACCGCCCCGUGCUGCCGCCACAUGCACUGCUCAACACCACUUCCAGCGGCAAUGUGCCUCAUGCCACGGUGGGUCCUCGCGUGCACUUCAAGUUGCAACCGCAGCAGCUUGAUAAGAAGAAGUCUCCGCCGUCGUCGCUAAGCAACGGUAACGGCAAGAGCGUGCGCCCGCAGUCGUUCACUCCGGGACUCAAGCGCUCCAAGUCCCUCACCUCGGCAGACACGCUCGCCAGCGGCAUGGCGGCGCUCGGCCUGGCUGCUGACGCCGGGGACCUCGGCACCUUCCCCCCUGAUAUACAGGAGUGCAUCGACAAAGCACUCGAUGAUCCGAACUCAGUGGCGGCGCGCACUCUGAUGGAGGCGGUGGGUCACCUGGUGUCGCGCGCGGUGGAGUCUCCGCGGUACGCGCUGCCCGCCGCGCGCCGCUGCAUCGCCGUCGUAGAGCGCGAGCACACGGAGACCUUCCUCGAGUCGCUCCUCAACACCUGCCAGCAGUGCUACCACGAUCGUGAAAAGCUGCUGGGCGCGGUGGUGGGGGGCGGGCGGCCGCGUCUGAUGGCGUUCCUCUCCUUCCUGCUGGAGAUGUACUGCCAGCUGCGCCGGCGCGCCAUACACAGGCGCGGCGCCAGCGCACAGCCCGGACAGGUGCUGCUCACCCUCAUCUGCAAGUGCUGCGAGGACUGCAUCCGUCAGCCCGUGCCCUCGCCCAGCGAUACGGAAAACCUGUUCUUUGUGCUGACGUACAUCGGCAGGGACCUGGAGUCCCAGCUGCCGGGUGACCUGGAGCGGCUGCUCACUGCUGUACGCGACGCCUUCCUCAACACUGCCGCCGCGCCCUGCAUCCGCCGCACCCUGCUGCAGCUCAUCGAGCUGCACGCCUCGCGCUGGCAGCUGCCCGGCUGCGCCGUCCUCUACUACUACCCUUCCUCCAAGUAGACUCUCCAUACAACGGGCCUCAUGAUAAGCCCCCUUAUGGUAAGCCCCUCGUGAUAAGCCCCCUCUUGGCAAGCUCCCCUUGGUAUCCUUUACCACGUCCCUCUCCGGUCAUCUGCAACUUAUAAGGUUGCAGAUUUCUAUGGCGUAUGGUGAUCACUUGUGUAUAUUUUCACAUAACCACAUUUUCCUUAGCCAUGUAACUUAAAAAAAUUAAGAAUAUCCAAAAUUUUAGUAUCAACCAUAAUAUUCUAUUUUGAUAUAAUGUAUUUGACAUUUGAGUUUGUAAAAUUAGGUCAUGUACAAUAUAAUUGUUACAUAUAAAUGUUGUAUGAAAUACAUAUAUAACUGUUAGCACUUAUAAAUUAUGUAGAGUAAUAAUAGGCGUAAAUGUUAAAUCAAAAAUAAA